UUUAUAGCGAAGCUUCGCUGUGUUAGAGUUUCGCUUUAUAUUUUAUAUUACUUAGUUUUAGAUCAAAUUAAUUUGAUAAUAACUGUAAUAACUGUACAGGAAAAAGUUUAUCAAGUUACAACAAGCUUUAGAGGGAAAUAUGUUAACGAUGGUAUCACGAGUUACGUACCUUGUGUGUGUGUUUGCCGUCUACCUAUCAAGAAAUUGUGCUAAUGCAGAUGACUGCGUGCCUGUUGAGGGAUGCACGGGCAAGCCAGACGGGGAUUAUCCAAUGUGUUAUCCAGAUUGUCUCGAUGGAUACUACGUCGCUUGUUCCGGUGGAUUUUACAACGAAAUGCCUUGUCAGGAGGCGUAUUACCUUGAUGGCAAUGGAAAUGAGAUACUUGCCAGACUAAUAUUCGACCCUGAAGCCGGGGCGUGUGUUUACGAAUCCCGCAGCUGCCCGUGGUUCUAACUUACCAUCUCCAUCCGACCUUCUACAUCGUCAGCAUCACGCAACUAAAAACAGCUCCAGUUUUUUUUUCUACAUUUGAGAAAUGUUAACAUCCCCUGCUGAGGGGGAAAAAAUAGAAAAAAACCGAUUGCUAUUUCAGCAAAUAGUAAAUGAAAAUGUUAUCGUUGUGUUACUUCGUUUGAAAGUAAAGAUGAUUUAAUUCUCU
This is a messenger RNA of Physella acuta, 659 nucleotides long. RefSeq lists its product as uncharacterized. The record is from RefSeq and is a predicted model, not a curated record. Lineage: Eukaryota; Metazoa; Mollusca; Gastropoda; Physidae.